AUGAUUGUGGAGAGAAUGAGGAUCAGUGGAGAAUCAUGGUCGCUGGAGAGAAAGAUAGUCAGUGGAGUAUUAUGGGAAAUGGAGAAAAUAAUUGUGAAUGGAGAGAAUGAUGGGCACUGGAGAAUUAUAGUCAGUGUAGAGAAUGAUGGCUGUCGAUGGAUAGGCAAGAGGGUUGUGAUCAAUGCAGAGAAUGAUGCUCAAAAGAGAAUGGAUAUGAAUGGUGAACUAUUUCUGGCGAGCGUGCACGGCACGUGCGCAAUACUGUUGGCGACGCUUUACGUGGCCGAGACUGCGAGCGACGGGCCGCGCGGCGCGCUCGGCUGCCUGCUGUCGCUCUUCUGCAGCUCUGGAGUACUUUGCGGCUACGUGCUGGGUGCCUGCCUGUCCUACCGCGCCGUCCUCUACGCCAACAUGGUGCCGCUCCUCCUGUACGUCAUCUGCUUCCCCUUCGUGCCUGAAACGCCGUACAGGCUGGCCAGCACCGGCCGCCAUCAGGACGCCAGAAAGGCGCUGCGGUGGCUCCGUCGCGGAAUCUCCGAGGAGGAGGUGGAGCGCCAGAUGGCGUGCAUCCAGGCCUCGCUGGACGCGGGCGGUUCCAAGCAUGGCGGCGGCGACCGCCGGCCACUGUGCGAGCUCCUGCGCUGCCGGGCCACGCUCGUGGCCGUCGCCAUCGUCCUGCUGCUGUUCCUCAACCAGCAGUUCUGCGGCACCCUCUGCGUCGACAGCUACGCAGUCUUCAUCUUCAACGAAGCUGGCGGCUCCCUGUCACCUGAGGUCGCAACCAUCAUCCUAGGCGCACUGCAGGUGGUUGGCGGCUUGCUGUCGGCGCCGCUGGUGGACCGCAUGGGUCGUCGCCCGACACUGUUCCUCUCCAAUGCGACCGUCGGGUCGUCAGUGGCGGUCUUGGGCGUGUACCUGUACCUCAAGGCGGAGACCCAGGCGGACCUGUCGAGCAUCGGCUGGCUGCCCGUCUCGUGCCUCUCAGUCUACGUGGUGAUGGUGGCCUUUGGUCUGGCCGCACUGCCGUACGUCGUCAUUUCCGAGAUUGUGCCUCCGAGAAUUAGAGGCUUAAUUGCCACCUGCGGCUACAUCGUCAUCUCGCUCGCAGGCGGCACCAUGACCAAGCUGUACCCGCUCAUGUCGGAAAGCAUGGGCACCUACGGUACCUUCUGGUUCUUCGCAGCCGUGUGCGCCCUCUCCACCCUUAUUGCGUGGUUCGUACUGCCGGAAACAAAGGGUCGUCCCAUCGAGGACAUCCUCAGGGAGCUCAACGGUGGCAAGGAUGUCUAUGUCAGCAGUACUUAGUGAUCUACCGACCUCGCAAAUUGCGCCUUUUGCCCAUUACACUGUGUAACAUCAUAGGUUAAGGGUCGACCUGCGACAGAAACCGCACAACUUGCGUACGGGCCGCUAGACGCCGCCGCGAGCGCUAAGAGUGCAUUGCGAUCGCAGGCGCGUGUGUUGCGUACGGGCCGCGAGGUGCCGCCAUGAGCGCAACCGUAUGUAAGUGCCGACGGAAUUCGGCCAGGCCUCAUUUUGUUGGCAUCUCAUUUUUGCCUAUUCUCUUGUUUCCUUAGUUGCUUAGCUCUCAUUCGUUUAUGGGUCUAUUGUGCUCUCUUUCAGCCGUUCUGAUUGUUUUGAUUAACUCCCAAUUGAGAAGUGCUCAUUUUGGCAUUUCACUUUUGCAUAUUUCUCAUUUUGCUAAUAAUCUGACCCUUAGCUUUUUGCAGUUGAAUUGAUUAACAUAGUCUCAUGUACUGUUUGUUCAUU
Messenger RNA from Schistocerca cancellata (South American locust), 1770 nucleotides. Its product is annotated as facilitated trehalose transporter Tret1-like. Gene Ontology annotation, biological process: transmembrane transport. Lineage: Eukaryota; Metazoa; Arthropoda; Insecta; Orthoptera; Acrididae. The transcript is spliced from 4 exons. The record is from RefSeq and is a predicted model, not a curated record. Gene Ontology annotation, molecular function: transmembrane transporter activity. The coding region runs from base 1 to 1305 and encodes 434 amino acids. Gene Ontology annotation, cellular component: membrane.